AUCCAAGUCACGUGCGGCAGAGACAAGCCGAUCGCAGCUUGCUCUUGUCACUGGUUUCCAUUUUGCAACUAGUUCCUUCACGAGCCCGCAAGAACUCCUUCCGGAUCGCUAGCGACCUCCAAAGAAUGCCCUGAAUCCAUACGACAUCCACAAACUCGAACACCUCAUCAGCGAUCGACUGGCUACCACUGCGAUCAGCUUCCCCCUGGCAUGUAUGCAACCGAUUAGAAAGCGGCCCUCGACUGCGCCCCACGACUCCUUUGAGUCUGCUGCCGAAUGCGUCCAAACUCCCGUAUACAAUUACGUCCGACACUGCGUUUGUCCUUGCGCAUUUGGUGCUGUCUGUGGAGACGAUACUUCCCAAGGAGUCGUCGCUGGCAGCUGCUGUCUAAUCUGCAGAUGAGACGGUCUCUUCGUCCGACAUUCAGGCAGCGCUCGACGGGAUGUAUCCCGAUGGCGGUUUAUAUGCUUGGCUUGACGUUUUCGGGUGGUCUAUGAUGGCCAGGACAUGUAUGUCUUACUUGCUGCCAUACGUGGCAGGGUGACGACUCUCACGCUCCUGCGUCUGUCACGGAUACUCUCGGUCCGCUGGAAGGCAGUGCCCCAUGUCCUGCCUCGCGCCAAGAUGACCUUCUCAAGCUACACUGUCCAGAUCCCUCGCCCUCGAAGCGACUCAGGAUCUCAGGCUAUAUCUAUUGCAUCUGCGCGGAGGAUUUGGCGGACUGGUACUCUUGUCUGCCCUAACACGCGGUCUUCUGGGCCAGCGCUUAUAAGUGUGCCAGUUGCAAUGAGGACACCGUAGACUACAUCAGCUGCGGUUGCUGGUUUGGCUCUGUGUCCUUCUAUCCCCAUCUCUCCCGCAGCCACAACUAGCAGCGGGAACCAUGGGAUGCGAGCUGCAGGACUGCCUCGGCCUUUCGGACGAGUGCGUUUUAUCGAUGAGCUGUGAACGUCGGCUCGAGCUUUUACACCGUGCGUGGACCUGUACCAGACGGCCAUUUCCAUGCGCUGCAAAGCAGGUCUCCUCUCCUCAUCUUACAUGUGCCCGGACUCAUGACCGAGCUUGUCUCGGGCGGCUAUAGUGGCCAUUGAAUGCACCGAACUUGCAGACAUCCUCCGGCACGAUACUUCCACCUUUCCCUUGGGAAAAGCAUCGUGGGACGGGCGCUUUCUCACUAGUUGCCUGCACCACUCCAAACGAAUCACGUCGUCAUAUGGGCUACAGGUCCCUCAGUCCCUCCUCAAUGCAUACACGCUGCAAUUCCGUGUAUUCGCUGACGCUCAUUCUCACGGAUAGCGCUGGAUCGGUCGCAUGAAGCUCAAGUCCAAGAUCGUCAUCCUUCAGAAGCGAAAUUGUGGGAAUCUUACUCUUCAGAGACUGAACACGAACUGGCUGCCCCAAGGGCUGCAAAGUCAAAUUCCAGAGAACGCUGGGACACGGACGUAGCUGGCAGCUGGGCUCCUUCCAGACAUAUGCUCUGCGAUCAGACUGGCCUUGCAACCCGGUUAUGUCUCACGAACCUGAAGAACAUACCGUAUCCUAUUUCGCAUGGGGCUUGCAUGAACCAAAGCCACUCAUGCAUAAAUCGAAUCGAAACGGGUGAAACAGGAAGCAACGAGGUUUGCCGCCUGGAUCUGCGAUUGCAACAUGCGCAGGAGAGAAAGAGGUGGCCACGAUAAACCGCCUGCUCAUGAAGAACGUACCCCCAUGCUGCCAAGGCCUGGCCCCAGACAGGCCUGUGACUGGAAAGAAGGAUGGAACAAGCGCCCGAGCCGGGGUAUUUGAAUCUCAACUCCGUUGCCAGUAGUCCUCAAUCAUUGGUCGCUCUUCGCCCUCUCAUGCUCCUCCCGCAGGUGAACAACACCCUUACGCUCGGGUGCAUAGACGAGCCAUUGGACAACGCAAACGGGUCACUCUCUCGCAGCCUCUUCAGCAUUGUCUGGGGCUGUCUGUUGACCAUCUUUGCCUCUGUCUGGGUCUCGGUGCACCCAAAUGUACCCGCCCCGGGGAGGAAGGGAUUUUGGACCGUGACGGAGAGUGUCAAGCUCAUGCUGGUUGCUCUGGCGGCACCUGAGGUAGUGCUUUCCUUUGCCCUCCGGCAGUUCAUCUACGCUCGGACAUUGUAUCAAGCCCAUCGAACUUCCCCGGACUCCCUUUCGAUGACCCGCGCCUUCUUUUUCUCGAUGGGCGGAUUCAUCGACGCGGACGGCAAGGUCAUUGCUACCGAGAACCAGCUUAACGAGCCCGGUGUUCUCGAAGCUAUCGCAGCUGUGAAGCAAGCGGACAUCGAGGACAAGAGCAAGGGUGAUGCUUUUACGAAGAGCAUUGCACUGUUGCAGGGGUUGUGGUUCCUGCUGCAGAUGAUCGGCCGGGUUGUCCAGGGACUACCAGUCACGCAGCUCGAGGUGGCCACAAUGGGCUUCGCCGCGCUCACCCCGAUUGUGUGGCUUCUCUGGUGGCACAAGCCUCUCGGUGUGCAAAAACCGAUCGUCCUUCAAGUCCAUCUGAAGACGCCGAGUACCUCAGCGCGUGGCGACACCCUGUCGAAGGAGGAUGCGCAUCAGACCAAACUCUGGGCCAAGAGGCUUGCUGAGAGAUUAGAUGGCAUCCUAUUAGGCCAAUACCAAGUUCCGACGGGAGGAUUCGUCCCCACGUUUUGGUCUCAAAACAUCACAAGCCGUGAUCGGGAACUCACCUGGCAGCCUUUUUCUCUGAUGCAGUUCAGUCUACUUACACAAGCUGUAUUCGGCCUCAUUUUCGGAGGCCUUCACUGCGCUGCAUGGAAUAUCCACUUUCCCUCUGUGAUCGAAAAAUGGCUGUGGAGAAGCUGUGCCAUCUCGGUCUCGCUAGGACCCACCAUAUUCAUGGGCGUAUUGAACAUAUUUCACUUUUCAAGAGACAUCCAUAGCUCUACAUACGCACUCCUUGUGCUAGGGCCCCUUCGCCUCGGGAGCAUUGCAUCGAUCAUCCUCUAUGUCUUUAUUCGACUGGCUCUGGCCAUCCUGAUGUUUACCUCUCUCCGAGCCAUACCGAUUGGCGCUUUCUUGUCUGUAGAUUGGACUGGAUUUAUUCCCCACUUUUUGUAACAAGUAUGUACUACUG
Mycena citricolor is the source of this 3103-nucleotide messenger RNA. Lineage: Eukaryota; Fungi; Basidiomycota; Agaricomycetes; Agaricales; Mycenaceae. The record is from the annotation of a GenBank genome assembly.